Molecule: messenger RNA, 1210 nt
Organism: Momordica charantia (bitter melon)
Lineage: Eukaryota; Viridiplantae; Streptophyta; Magnoliopsida; Cucurbitales; Cucurbitaceae
Gene: SIP2;1
Product: small and basic intrinsic protein 2;1
Biological process (GO): transmembrane transport
Cellular component (GO): membrane
Molecular function (GO): channel activity
Source: RefSeq, a predicted model, not a curated record
CGUUCUUCAGACAUCCCUAAAAUAAUAAUAAUCCAUGUCCUUCUCUUGAAACAGCCAAGAACGAACCAGUCAAAAUCAUGCCCCCUCCGACCCACCGGCGGCCAAUAUUCCCUCCAAAUCCUUCUCUUCAGCGCCUUUAGAUCGAUUGGAGAGGAGGGUCUGUGAAAAAAAUCCCCAGAAGAGGAGAUUUUGUUCUGGUAACGAUGUCUUCUGGGGCUCGGUUGCUGGCGUCGGAUUUUGGUCUGUCUUUUAUGUGGGUAUGGUCGGGGAUUUUGGUGAAGAUCUUUGUUUUUGGGAUAUUGGGGUUCGGCAAUGAGGCGGUGGGUGAGGUUGUGAAGGGUGCUCUUUCGAUUCUGAACAUGUUUUUCUUUGCGUUCUUGGGGAAGAUCACCAAAGGGGCGGCUUACAAUCCUCUUACCGUCUUGUCUGCGGCUUUUGCUGGGGAUUUCAGUACCUUUCUUUUCACUGCUGGUGCCAGAAUCCCUGCCCAGGUAUUUGGAGCUAUAAGUGGUGUUAGGCUGAUUAUCCAUACAUUUCCCGAAGCAGGACGAGGUCCGCACUUGAACGUUGGCAUCCAUCACGGUGCUCUUACAGAAGGAUUCUUGACAUUUGCCAUCGUUAUAAUCUCGCUCGGACUUUCCAGGAAAAUCCCUGGAAGUUUCUUCAUGAAGACUUGGAUCUCUAGUGUCUCUAAGCUAGCUCUUCAUAUUCUCGGUUCUGACUUAACUGGUGGCUGUAUGAACCCUGCUUCUGUAAUGGGAUGGGCGUAUGCUCGUGGGGAUCAUAUAACCAAAGAACACAUUCUUGUGUACUGGAUCGCUCCGAUACAAGGAACUAUACUAGCGGUAUGGACGUUUAAGUUACUAUUUCGACAACCGAAAGAGGAGAAAGUAAAUGCGAAGAAGAAAUCGGAAUGAUUAAACAUCCUGAAGUUGGUCGUUCUGAUGAUGGAUUCCUUAGCAAUUGUCACGAUGUACAUAAUUGUCUGCUCAUUUGUGCAUACUUCUAAUUUCAUUUCUUUGGAAAUGGUUUAUUUCAUGCUAUUCAAGAUGCACUUUUUGAGCUCAUAAUCUAAAGCAUUCACUCUCUAGUGCCUCUUUCUCUGUACAAGAGUAGAGAUUUUUUUUUCUUUUAGCCAUUGAUUUUGCUAAUUGCACCAAAUUAUGAGACAUUUGUUUGAAUCUAGGCUUGACCAUCGUGAGUUGGUUUA